AUGGGGCACGACCCAAUCACAGGUCUACCGGACGUAACAGAUGUCCAUAAGUUUUUUACAGAGAACUUUGACGAUGCCGACGUGCAGGAAUUGUUACAGAGCAGCGCCACUAAAAAAUUCGAGGAAAGGGACAAAAGUGCACCUAACCUGGAUACAUUCGAUUUUUCUGCACUUCCUAUGGAAAGAUUUAACUUUUGGUUGAUUACCAUGAACCCUGGUGGUUUGAGGAACGCAGCUGGGGAGUACGCCUACGACAACAACUCGGCUAAUGUCAAAGACCAUGGGCGACAGUCUUUUCAACUACACUGCUGGAUCAAGAUUGGACCUGAGAUGUCCUUGGACGUCUUUCGUUCAAUGGAAGAGUAUGUGGGCGCUCCACCGACCUCUAAAAAUGUAGAGAAAUUUAUUAAAUCAUCCAUGGCAUACCCUUUUCCAUUGUUCAGGCCGAGCCUUCCUCAGUGCCUCGUUCUAUCUACCAAUCUCUCCCCCCAUAGAGCGGCGCUCAGACCGUUCCUGGACUCAUUACCAGCCCCAUUUAUAUGGAGGAUCGUACCAGCAUCGAUAGAGAACAGACUGAAAGAGUCAGCGUUCGAAGAGGGAAAAGAAACCUUCAAAAUAUAUAUGAGUUGCGCUAAAGAGAAGAAGGAGGAAGGCAAUAAGGCAUAUGCAGCCAAUGAUUCUGUUGCUGCCAUCGCGUGCUAUAAGGACGCCAUAAUGUACCUGGACAAGGCAUUUUGCCGGUUUACGCCAGAGAAUGACACCACGAAGGAACAAGCGACGAAGCUUAUGGCUGUGUGCUACGCAAACUGUGCUGCAGCUAGACUUUUGCCUGUGGAUGGGAUUGUCAAACCCGAAAACGCUGAAAGAGCGAUUGAAGACGCUGAAGAAGCCAUUCAUUUGGACAAAUUUUAUCCCAAAGGAUAUAUGCGUCUGGCUCGGGCGUAUCAGGCUCUCGGGAAGCAUGUGGAAGCCGCAGAAUCUAUUGCCAAAUCGUUAGCUCGCUAUCCAGAGAUGGAGAACAAUAAAGGCCUCGCGCAAAUUUUUAAUUCUUUGAAAACUCAUGGCUAA
This is a messenger RNA of Psilocybe cubensis, 1068 nucleotides long. RefSeq lists its product as uncharacterized. The record is from RefSeq and is a predicted model, not a curated record. Bases 1 to 1068 code for a protein of 355 amino acids. The transcript has 4 exons. Lineage: Eukaryota; Fungi; Basidiomycota; Agaricomycetes; Agaricales; Agrocybaceae. Gene Ontology annotation, molecular function: Hsp90 protein binding.